AUAUAAAAUUGAUACUAUUAUUGUUCACUCUGCCAAUUCAAUGAAAAAAAGUGCUCUAUCAGUCAGUCUCUCUCACUGUUAAGUUAUUAACAACUUCCACGUACAUUCUCAACAUUUAAUAAACAUACGGAGAGAGUAACAAGAAUUUAAGGAGCAGCCCCAAAAUUUAACAGAAAAAUAUUUGGUGAAAAUUUAGUGUUUUUUUAAUUAAUUAAAAAAAAAAAAAAAAAACAAUGGAAGUGAAAGCUAGAGCUCCAGGGAAAAUCAUACUGGCCGGAGAGCAUGCUGUGGUGCACGGAUCCACGGCGGUGGCUGCUUCCCUUGACCUCUACACCUAUGUUUCUCUUCGAUUUCCCACUCCCUCUGACAAUGAUGAAUUUUUAAGACUCCAACUCAAGGAUUUGGCAUUAGAAUUUUCAUGGCCAGUUGCUAGAAUCAAAGAUGCACUACCUGAAGCAGGAAGUUUGCUCUCUUCAAAACCCACUUCAUGCUCAAUAGAGACCAUGAAAUCAAUUACAGCACUAGUUGAAGAGCAAAAUAUUCCGGAAGCAAAAAUUGGACUUGCUUCUGGAGUUUCAGCUUUUCUCUGGCUGUACUCCUGUAUCCAUGGAUUUAAGCCUGCUACGGUGGUUAUCACCUCUGAGCUUCCUUUGGGUUCAGGCUUGGGUUCAUCUGCCGCAUUUUGUGUUGCACUCUCAGCUGCUCUGCUUUCUUUCUCGGAUUCAGUGAGUUUGGACAUGAGCCAGCAGGGGUGGUCAGCAUUUGGGGAAAGUGACCUCGAAUUGCUAAAUAAAUGGGCUUUUGAAGGUGAAAAGAUAAUCCAUGGAAAGCCAUCUGGACUUGACAACACAGUCAGCACAUAUGGCAACGUGAUCAAAUUUAGGUCUGGUAAUUUGACACUCAUCAAGUCCAAUAUGCCACUCAAAAUGCUCAUUACAAACACCAAGGUUGGGAGGAAUACAAAGGCAUUAGUUGCUGGUGUUUCAGAGAGGACCAUAAGGCACCCAGAUGCCAUGAGUUUGGUGUUUAAUGCAGUUGAUUCUAUCAGCAACGAAUUGUCUACCAUUAUCCAGUCACCAGCCCCUGAUGAACUCUCCAUAACAGAGAAGGAAGAGAAGAUAGCAGAGUUAAUGGAAAUGAAUCAAGGUCUUCUCCAGUGUAUGGGAGUCAGCCAUGCUUCAAUAGAAACUGUUCUUAGGACAACAUUGAAGUACAAGUUAGCUUCCAAAUUGACAGGAGCUGGGGGUGGAGGCUGUGUUCUGACGCUGUUGCCAACCCUGCUAUCAGGAACAGUUGUUGAUAAGGUAAUUGCGGAGCUCGAGUCAUGCGGCUUCCAAUGUUUGAUUGCAGCAAUAGGUGGGAAAGGUGCUGAGGUUAGCUUUAGUGGUUCAUCCUGAUCUUCCUUAUUUAUGAAUAAGAGUAAAAUCCCUGAUGUCAAAUAAUAAGCAUGAAAAUGUGUGCUUUGCUGAAACGUUUUCCUCUUGAUCUAUCUUUUCUGUACAAUAAUUGUGUCCUUAGAAUGAUUAAUUUAAGUUAAUUUAUGAUUUUUUU
Quercus robur (English oak) is the source of this 1551-nucleotide messenger RNA. Its product is annotated as mevalonate kinase. Gene Ontology annotation, biological process: isoprenoid biosynthetic process. Gene Ontology annotation, cellular component: cytoplasm. The transcript has 5 exons. The record is from RefSeq and is a predicted model, not a curated record. Gene Ontology annotation, molecular function: ATP binding; mevalonate kinase activity. Bases 234 to 1397 code for a protein of 387 amino acids. Lineage: Eukaryota; Viridiplantae; Streptophyta; Magnoliopsida; Fagales; Fagaceae.